AUGGCGGUUAGUAAUGCAGGAGACUACAGCAAAAGAGUCUAUCAAGGUGUCAGAGUGAAGCACACAGUCAAGGAUCUGCUAGCAGAAAAACGAUCCAGGCAAACAAGUAAUCCAAGAUUUAAUAGCGGUACCAAUUCCUCUCAGUCUCCAUUUGUCCAGAUGCCAGGCUCACCUGCAACAUCAGGUUACUAUGGUGUUAGAAGAUCUUUUUUAUCUGACUCGGAUUUCCACAACACUAAACAAUUCUCAAAUGAUGGCUUUCCAUCAACCAUGGCUAAAUCUUUUUCCUGUGAGUCCUCUACAAUGCAAAAUUAUCCACCAAUCUUGGAUUCCUACUUUUCUGAGCCUUACGGAGACUACCGCCCAGCAGCUCUAACCCCCAACACGAGCUCUCUCUUUGGUGCUUCGUCCUUGCCCCCACCGCUUCUGCAACCACAUUUUCCUAGUGAUUCCACCCACUUCGUAUUUAAAGAUUCAUGGGAGCAGACGGUGCCGGAUAGCCUUAAUCAGCCAGAUGUGGUGUCUUCAGACCCACUGCAGACACUACCAACUAGUACUAAUUGCCUUUCAUCACAAGAAUCUGGAAGUCCCUCUCAACAUAGAAGCUCUAGUUGGGGGGCUGCUCUCCCUGGAGCUCAGCCUUACUCACUGCAUGCCCUAGAGGACCUGCAUUAUACACCAGGUUACCCUCCUCCUUCCUCCUACUCUUUCACACCUUUUAUGACAGUGACCAAUGACUUAACCCCCAAGGUGAUUCAGCUAUCUUCAGAUGAGACCCUGGAUACAACAUCUCUUCAUGAGAAUCCAUCCUGGACAAAAGACGAUGGGAAUGGGGUAUGGGGAUCCUAUGAAUGUCGAAGAGCUUACUGAAAAAAAAAUGACUUGUAAUAAUAUGUUUUCAAAUGCUGAUGUUUUCACUCAGUAAAUAGAUCUGGCAGUUCAUUCAAAGAAUAAUUUUCAAGGGAUAUAAUAAUUGUUUUAACUUUUUUAAGGGCAUCAAAAAGACAUCUAACAGAGGGAUGCUGAUAUAUUUACAAUGCAGUAAUACAUAUCUUUAAUGUCAUGCCCUGGAGCAUUGACAGGCCAUCCAUAGGACUGUAUCAUAGGACUACUGGAGCAGUCAACUAUCUCUUGGUAUUUCUAUAAUUCUAUUUUCCAAGAAAGACCAUUGAAUUCUGUUAUAGAAUUAGUAACUUCAUUGCAGUAAAAUUUUACUACAUAUUCUCAGAAACAUAAAACUAAAGUGCAGAACUAUUUCUUGACCCCAAUAUUUUCUUUAAUUAAUAUCAAAGCCAAAAUAGAUCAUACAACAUAAUUGAUUUUCAUGUAUAAUCUAUCAUAUUAUUUAGAAGAUCAGUGUCAUUUAAUAUAAAAUAGUUCUCUUUGAAGUUAACUUCAGGAAGAUGGAGGUUCAAAUCCUGCCUUUGACACUAAUUUGGCCUAAAAUUUACAUACUAAAUUAUAGACAAGUUGAUGUCCCAAGUGAAGGGAAAUCUCACAUCUAAGAUGUUUGUUAAAUUGAUGAAAAAGAAGAUGAUAAAGAAGAAGAUUAUGAAGAAGAGGAAGAAGAAGAAGAAGAAGAAGAUGAUGAUGAUGAUGAUAUAAGACCUAACAUAGGAUAACCCAUUUCAAGCAAACCUCCCUUCAUAUAAUAUUGCUUUAAAGGGGCAGUUUUAAAAGGAUUUUUUUUUAUUCUGGGUGAAUUUUUUUAAUUGUGGAAAUAAAGAAGACAUUAUUUACAAGUACAACCAGAUGGGGAGACUACAACUUGGCAACUAUAUUCAGUAUGUUCACAAAUAGGACUCAGCUCUGAAAUCUAUCCAGACUAGAAACUAGACCAGAAGGAGAGAAGAUAAAUGUCAAAAAUUAUUUUUCUAAUUAAUAUAAAUAUUAAUUAACCAGAGACAUUAGACCCCUGAUGGGGUAAAUAUAGAGACUAAAAGUAACAGUGAAAUCGUCCAACAGAAAUGUAAUCAAAAGAGAAUUUUGAUCAGUCACCUAAAAGCCAGAUAUCAGAUGAUAUCAACAAGCUAUAAGAGAAUGUUUAUAUAAGAAAACAAAUUAGGACAUAUCCUGGCCAAAAAUAAAUAAAUAAAUGCACUUGUAAUUAUUAGAAGGAAUACCUUGCCUGUGGGA
Molecule: messenger RNA, 2136 nt
Organism: Antechinus flavipes (yellow-footed antechinus)
Lineage: Eukaryota; Metazoa; Chordata; Mammalia; Dasyuromorphia; Dasyuridae
Gene: POU2AF2
Product: POU class 2 homeobox associating factor 2
Exons: 6
Coding region: 1-870 (289 amino acids)
Molecular function (GO): POU domain binding; DNA binding
Source: RefSeq, a predicted model, not a curated record